ACUGACCUAAAACAAAAGCACCUAAAUUGAGCACAUUCUCUACCUGCCAUAAUGACUUUUUCAUAAAGUAAUAACCUUUUUAUUACAAUAAUUAUUAAAAUUAUUGUGUGCCUUCCCAAUACAUCUUAACUUUUCCUUCACUAUAUAAGUCAUUAGUUUGCACUUCUUUAUGUGCAGUCACAUGCAUGUGAAUCCUCUCAUUGUCAAGUCUCACUUGGCCUCUUUCUUCUCUCCAAAUUAUUCUCUAAAACCAUCCCAAAACCCUAACCCUAAGUGAAGCAUGGAACUAAUUAAACCUCAAAAACUUCAAUCCAUAUUGAAGUGUUACAAAAAUAGUCAAUUAUUAUACAAUCUCAUCCACUCUUCUAUGGUUGCACUACUUAUAUGUAGUUUGCUUUGCUCUUACCCUUAUAGUUUUCCAUCACUAACUAAUUUUUCAUUCAAUUACUUUGUUUUGAUCUCUCUCCCAAACAUUUGGUCAUCUUUUCUCAACCCUAAGUGCUUGUUUAUACUCUUCAAUGUCAUAAUUGUCUUUCUUGUUAGUGAAUCAACACUCAAAAAAUCAUACCCUGCCAUUGAUAUCUACUCAGAGUAUGUUGAAAGGAGUAAGAGUUCUCACAGACGACGCCGACGACGAAUUAUUUCUCAUCUUCAUGAGGAGAAAAAGAAAGAAAAAAAGUUAGAGACGGAGAUGGAGAUGGAUCUUCAUGAAGAAAAAAAUGAAAAAAUGAUGUUAGAGACAAAGAUGGAUAAGAGUAGAGAAGGUAAUAACAUAGUUUACGAAGAAAAAGUAGUUUUUGAAUUAGUUGAACCUACAGAAGAAAAACAUGAUGAAAAGUCGGAAGAAGAAGAAAUAAAAGAAGUGGAGGAAGCUCCAAAUAAUGAAGAUAAGAAGGGGAAAAAUAGUGAAAAAGAAUGUGAAGAAUUGCCAACUGAGGAACUAAAUAGAAGAGUUGAAGAGUUUUUGGCAAGGAUUAAAAAGCGAAGGUUGCUUGAAGCUAUAGAAUGUUGAUAUGUAAGCAAUCCUAAAUUAUUAUCAUAUAAUUAGAUAUGUAAUACAGAUUAAUAGAGAAGAUUAAUUAUUGUUAUUUUUCUUAGGAAGAUUGGUUUAUGUUAAAGUUACGUUGACGCCCUUGAAUAAAUAAAUAUUUACAUUA
This is a messenger RNA of Humulus lupulus (European hop), 1157 nucleotides long. RefSeq lists its product as uncharacterized. Lineage: Eukaryota; Viridiplantae; Streptophyta; Magnoliopsida; Rosales; Cannabaceae. The transcript has a single exon. The coding region runs from base 281 to 1012 and encodes 243 amino acids. The record is from RefSeq and is a predicted model, not a curated record.